This is a messenger RNA of Dictyostelium purpureum, 891 nucleotides long. RefSeq lists its product as uncharacterized. The record is from RefSeq and is a predicted model, not a curated record. NCBI's taxonomy places the organism in Eukaryota, Evosea, Eumycetozoa, Dictyosteliales, Dictyosteliaceae. The coding region runs from base 1 to 891 and encodes 296 amino acids. The transcript has 2 exons.
AUGAAAUUAUUUUUAAUUUUAAUUUUAUCUUUAUUAGGUUUGGUAAACUCACAAUCAUACUAUGCAUUAUGGAAUAAUCCACAAAAUGAAUAUCCAAAUGCUUUUAUUGGUGUAGUAGAAUUAUCAACAAACACAAUUAAACAGCUAUCUUCGAUACCAAGUUGCCAACAUAUUGCCUCAAUGUCUACAUACAAUGAAGUUUUAAAUACUGCUUUCUUUUUAGUUACCUCAAAUUUGCUCUAUUUAUUUAAUUUCGGUUCUUUACAACUUGUUUUAGUAGGAUCUUAUAAAACAGAUGAUCAAGAUAUUUUAUCCAUCCAAUCAUUACAAACCAAUGAUGAAAAAGAUCUUUUAGUAGUUUAUUCCUCACAAGGUUUAUAUUCAAUGGGUUACGUCGAUCUUGUUAGUGGUAAUACUCAAUUACUUUUAUCUCUUCCAGGUACAUUUUUAACUCUUUCAUUUGGUAAUAAUAUGAUCUCAAUACUCAUUGAAGAAAAUGGAAUAGACUAUUUCUAUACUCUUUCACCAGCAAACAAUACCAUUACCAGCAAAAACCAAUUGUAUUGGAAAAGAAACCCAGAGAAUAAUCCAUACGCUUUAACAUUUAUCAAUACUUUUGCAUCAUUCUUUUUCUUUGAAAACUUUUCAAAUGAAUCUGUUUAUUUAAUGCAAGUAAAUUACAGUACAAAUCUUGUUCAACUAAGUCCAUUUUGGUCACCUCAAUUGGACAUCUCAAAAGUUUGGUCUAUUGCAGGUGAUACAGUUAAUAAAUUAUUUUAUGUUAUAACCAGCGAUAGCCAAGGCACGACCUAUUUAAAUAAAUUCGUCCAAACUGGAUACUUCAACCAAGUUACCUUUCCAGUAAAUGUAACAAACUUUUGGUCACUUUAA